Metschnikowia bicuspidata var. bicuspidata NRRL YB-4993 is the source of this 693-nucleotide messenger RNA. RefSeq lists its product as uncharacterized. The record is from RefSeq and is a predicted model, not a curated record. The transcript has a single exon. NCBI's taxonomy places the organism in Eukaryota, Fungi, Ascomycota, Pichiomycetes, Serinales, Metschnikowiaceae. Gene Ontology annotation, cellular component: peroxisomal membrane. The coding region runs from base 1 to 693 and encodes 230 amino acids.
AUGACUAUAUUGACAGAUCCUUUUUUCAGGCCGUUGCUUGAGAUCGUACAAUCCUCGCGGAAUGGAGUCGUUUAUGGCGGUAAGAUAAGGUUCUCCCAUGCUUUAGUGAUAAACUUACUAUACCGCUCAGGCCCCUUGGUGCCCAGGCUAAAGCAGGUAUUCAAGGCAACAAAAGACCACUCGGCUGUUUUGGCAGCUUUUGCAACCAUAUACAAAACCGUGGUCAACUUGUUAAAGAAGGAACAACUCCUAAGCCGCAGGCCCAGUUUUGUCAAGUUUGUUGCUGGGGCCGUGGCUGGAUGGGUGGUGUAUUCUCAACAUUUUGGGUACUUCAACCCAGGAAUAACUCACCAAAUCACGCUCUACUGCUUUUCGCGAGUCUUGGUGGCUGCGUGCAAGAUCUUUCUUGAUCUUUAUUUACAGUGUCGUCAGCCCAUGUUCACUGUGAAAGGCGAAGCCAAAAACUACGCAGAUUUGACUCCCAACCAAUCAAAAAGGUACAAAGCAAAAGUAUACAACAAGACCUGGAAAUAUUUUGCUGUGCUCACGUGGGCCCUUGUCAUGUUUAUAUACGACUAUCAGCCUGAAUAUUUGCAGUCUUCAUUGAGGCAUUCCAUGGCAUAUAUAUACGAUGUUGAGAUGGACACAUGGGCUUCCUGGAAAGAGUUCUUAGGAAUCCACCGUCUUAUAUAG